Cucumis melo (muskmelon) is the source of this 1204-nucleotide messenger RNA. Its product is annotated as peroxidase 40. Lineage: Eukaryota; Viridiplantae; Streptophyta; Magnoliopsida; Cucurbitales; Cucurbitaceae. Gene Ontology annotation, biological process: response to oxidative stress; hydrogen peroxide catabolic process. The transcript has 4 exons. Gene Ontology annotation, molecular function: heme binding; peroxidase activity. The coding region runs from base 43 to 1056 and encodes 337 amino acids. The record is from RefSeq and is a predicted model, not a curated record.
UCACCCUCAGCAUUUCAUUUCAUUUGCAUUUGGAACUCAAAAAUGGCCAAGUAUCUGUUUUUCCACCUUUCUCUAGUCAUGUUUAGCUUCACUGCAAUCGCUUUGGCAAACAUGCAAGCUUCGUAUGGAGGAGACGAAAACCUGCCAACAUUCGGCACACCCCCUAUAUGCCCGGAGGCAGAAGCCAUCGUCUUCUCCUGGGUCCAAACUGCCAUCUCCGAGGACCCCCGGAUGGCGGCAUCUCUGCUUCGGCUCCACUUCCACGACUGCUUUGUCAAUGAAAUUUUGAUACAGGGAUGUGAUGCCUCUGUCUUGCUGGAUGAUAACGAGAAUUUUGUAGGUGAAAAGACAGCAGCUCCAAAUGUGAACUCACUUAGGGGAUUUGAAGUGAUUGAUGCUAUAAAAUCUGAGAUGGAAUCUGUUUGCCCACAAACAGUUUCAUGCGCUGACAUUCUAGCCCUUGCAGCUAGGGACUCUGUUGGACUAUCAGGAGGACCCUUUUGGAAAGUGGAAUUUGGAAGAGGGGAUAGCAUAAGUGCUAGCAAAUCAGCAGCACAAAACAACAUUCCGGGCCCAAACUCCACUGUAGCUACCUUAGUUUCUAAGUUCCAGAACCUUGGCCUUUCUCUAAGAGAUAUGGUCGCCCUCUCAGGGGGACACACACUGGGAAAAGCUAGAUGUGCUUCAUUCAGUUCUAGGCUACAAGCGAAUGGAGGCAGCCCCAAUGAAGGAGCAAACCAAGAGUUUAUAGAGUCAUUGAAACAGCUCUGCUCGGCACCCGGUAGUAGCUCAACACUGGCACAGCUCGACGUUGUAACCCCGGCUACAUUUGACAACCAGUACUACAUUAAUCUUCUCUCUGGAGAGGGGUUACUCCAGUCUGAUCAUGUCCUUGUGACUGAGCAUUACCAAACAAGAGAGAUAGUCGAAACCUACGCCAUCGACCCAGUUGCCUUCUUUGAAGAUUUCAAGCAGUCAAUGGUGAAGAUGGGAAGCCUCAAACCACCUGCUGGAACACAGACCGUGAUCCGAACUAAUUGUCGAACUGUUAGCUAGAUUAUGUUCAGGUUUAAUAUCUACCGAACCGAAAAAAUAGAAUGAAGAAGAGAUUAGAUAAGUUGCUAAAUUGGAGAAGGUACUAUUGUCAACUAGUAUUUCAAGUGAAUGAAUCACGGCUACAAAAGAAAGUCUACAUAUCCUCUUU